AUGACUGAUUGGUAUAAUACUUUUCUAACAAUGACAUUGUUAAAAUUAACACCAAAUAAUAUACACAUUCUUAUUGCUGAUGGUCAUCCAGCUGGAAGUUUAGAUAAUGUUUGGUAUAAAUUAUUUGGUAAUUCUAUGUCAAGAAUUGGAGCUUAUCGACGAAAAGACACAACAACCAGUUCACAAGAUCAUAGUAUCAGUAGUAGUAGUAGUAGUAGUAGUAGUAGUAGUAAUAAGAAUAACGCAAAUUUAAUUCGUACUCUUCCAGUCGAUGAACAAGGCUUAUUACAUAUAGCUAAUUUGGUCAUGAUACCUUAUGGUUAUGCAAGUCCUAUAUACGUAGAUAAACCAUUAAUUACAAAUAUGUUUAUUGAAGAAUUUCGACAAUUUUUUCUUCAAAGUUAUCAAUUAAAUCCAUGUGAUAAUAACAAUAAUAAUAACAAUAAUAAUAUUGCUUCACCACAAAUUAUAAUCAUUAGUCGACGUGAUUAUAUAGCGCAUCCACGUAAUAUGAAUGGACAUAUUAGCCGAAAAAUUCAAAAUGAACCACAACUAUUGAAUGCAUUAAAACAACUCGGUUUUCAAAAUUCAAUGAUUAUUGAUCUAGCGAAUUUAACAACUAUGUCAGAACAAUUACAAUUAAUGCAUACAACAGAUAUAUUAAUUGGAAUGCAUGGUGCAGCAUUAACGUAUAGUUUAUUGUUACCGGCUAGUUCUUGUUUAAUUGAAUUAUUUCCUAAUUAUUGUUGUCAACAAAAUCAACAUUUUGUUAAAUUGACAAAAUUACGUCAAUUAUGUUAUCAAUCAUAUUAUGGUUCAGUUGGAAAUGAUUUAAACAAUUAUGAUUUAAGUCAAAUUCCAGUGGAUCAAUUUAAAACAUUAGUUUUACAAACUUAUCAAAUAUGGAAAGAACAAAUUGUUAGUGGAAAAAAAAGCAGAAGAAAUUCUUGUUUGAAAACAAGAUAA
Messenger RNA from Schistosoma turkestanicum, 966 nucleotides. NCBI's taxonomy places the organism in Eukaryota, Metazoa, Platyhelminthes, Trematoda, Strigeidida, Schistosomatidae. The record is from the annotation of a GenBank genome assembly.